GUCUUGGGUUCGUUUCAAGUUACUGUAACCCUCAGAUUGCUUACCGGUCAGUAGUAAGAACAUUUCUGUUUUUCACAGGCCUUAAACACGGACGGAACAUCGUGUAUAUGAUUGUGUUUGUUCGCAGAGUUCUCUUUAUUAAAGACGCGUAAAUAGAGUGCGUUGUGUUUAUGGAACAUGGAUGACUGAUCUUAUUAGUGUUAAAAGUAUUAUCCGAUGAAGUCUAUUCAUAAGUCAAAAACCUUUACAGGUUAAUAAUAGAAAUAUUUGAACAAGAUAUUUGGUUUUUGGCUUACGUCGAUCUUUUAGUUCUGUGAUGUUCAACCGCAUUUUCGGAUCUGUUAUGAUGGAGUUUAUUUGUAAACUGUUUACCUAACAACCGCUGAACAUUUCGAGAGCAGUGACCGGCGUGUGUUGGGUUCAAGAAAUACCCAAAACAAGUGUGAUAUUACGAACUUUUUUGGGUUUUUUAAAUGACGAAUACGUAGAGACCUGAAACACAAAAUACACGAGUUUGAGGACACGAUGAAAAGAUGCAACAUGCUAAUUAGAGCACACUGUUAUGAAACACGACUGACCUACAGGAAUAUUGUGGUUUACGUUUUUACGGAAACUAUUCUGUCUAGAAGAUAAUAUAAGUCUACAACUGUCAAUACCAUGUGCUGGAUUUUCUAGACAUUAUGUAUUUGUUGUGCUGUGUCUGUUUUCUGAGGGACGUUCACAAGCAUUAGUCUCAACAAAAUAGCAUGGCGAAAACAUCAAGACGGGUGACGUUUGAUGAUAAUGGUGUCAAGCUUCCAAGCAUCUUUCUAAACAAUAGAGUUGGUGGUAGGCAAGCUGUCUCGAAGCGUGACACGUCACUUCCGCCAACUAAGCCUAAUGGUCAGCUUGUGUCGUCAUGGAGACCCGAGCAUGAUGGGAACUAUACAGUUUACCGCUACGAAGGGCAACAUCUUCGAGCCGACAACGCGAGACCUUCAAGACGACAGCAGUCUCUGCCACCACGAAAACCAGAAGGUGAAGAUGAUGCGUUACGACACUCCUUGUCAGCCCCACACAACGACGCACCCCACGGUCCACUGCCUAAGACUAACAAUCUUGUAGCGAAAGACUAUGCUGGUGUUUCAACCCAGUCUCGUGACGCAGGUUUCAACAGAUCGAGAAACAAUAAAUUUGCCACAUCCUGGGCCAACGCGAGGGUCGAAAACACCAUUGUCAAUGACAGCGAUGGUCGAAAAAAGACCAAACGUCAUCAGCAUGAUCAAGAAGCAAAUAAACAGAACAAGGAAGAAAAGAAAUCCAAUGGUGCAACGGACGGUCCUAGACAUUUAGAAGGAAAUGAUAAAAUGCAGCACGGCAAAGACCAGUACCACGAACAAAGCCCUAGACCAAAAGAAAAGCCAGUGGAUAUAUUUCAUGCCAGUAACCCAAACAAGGUACAAUCACCCUCUGUCGAAUCUCCAUCUACACAAAGAAAGGUUAAAGUACCACAACAUAAACCUAACCCUGUAGAAACGCAAAAGCAUUCUCCUGUAAUUAGUCCCGAUUCAGAAAUAGAAAGUAAACCAAUGAAGCACAGAUAUCAAUGGCGGGCGGACUUCCGACAAAGCGAACCGCCAAUUCAUAUUUCCGAAAGAGAAAGCAGACGACAAGAAAGGGAGCUAACCCACAAGCCGACCCUCACCGACAUUAAGGAUAUUUACAAGGCGUAUAUAGGUGUUACGAAAAGGAACAUGAAACACGACUACGACAGAAAUAAGACUUCGCACUCGGAUUCGGAGUUUCUCGAACAGAAAAGGACAGUGCCUUCAGAGAAAGAGCACAUUCUAAAUCCCAGGGAAACGCAUUCGUGGAUCAAAAUACAUUCUGUGUACGGGUCCGAUUCGUUUAAGAAACAAAGGAAACAGUGCUUUAUUGAUAAAUUAGCUAAGGUUGAGAUGGACAUGAUUAAACAAAACCAGAUUGAAAAUAAAGAGAAGGAAAAACGCAGGAACGAAGCGAAGAUGCGCCAGCAGAGACAACUCAUGUUUGUUCGAAAACGUUUCCAAGAACAACAAUGGCGUCGCUUCCGGACGCAGUACGUCACAAGCCGCGUUCUUGAGCACGAACUCAUGAAUCGGCACAAAUACGGUUUGCCGGAAGCCUACGGAGAUGACACAGAUAAUAAUAGUGCCAAACCGAGACGUAAAAAGAAACCAAAUGUUAGUGAUUUCGACGAGAAUAAAGCCAAGCAGAAGUAUGAGAAGAAAUUCAAGGACAUGUUCGAUUACAACGCAGGACCCUCUUGGGAUUCUAGCGGGAAAACGCCCAAGAUGGAAGGCAUUGACAUUGUGGUAGUUGAAGUGCACGAUACGGAAGGGAAUGUGAAGCAUCAAAAGAAGGAUGUAAAGAAAAUAGUCAAAGAAGCUAAAAACGCAAUCAGUGUAUCCAAGUCAGAUGAUGACGUUACGGACAAGUCUAAAUCACGACUGACGCCGGGUUACCGACGUAGUAGGAGCAGGAGCAGGAGCAGGAGUAGGAGUCGAGGUCGGAGUGGUGACAGGAGCCAGAACAAGAGCAGGAGUCAGAGCUGGGGUCGUGUUUCGUUAGACUCUUUGGAUCUCGAUGACGAUGACGACGAUGAUGACAUUUUUGAAAGAGCCAGAAGAAAAUACAAUUUGAGCGUUGACGAUGAAGACGAGGUCUAAAGCAGACGAUUAAACUAGAUCAGUUAUGUAACUGCCUAUUUAGAGUCCAUUAGCAGUUACAUGCCAAAGAAUAGUUCUUAAUUUAUUUUAUUAUUUAUACAGUGUUUUAUACAGUGAUACGUAUGCAUUAGUUUGUUCGUGAAUCAGAUUAGGUGGACCAAACCAACGAUCGGGAUGGGUUGGGGGAUCUUAAACCUACUUCAUAUAAAAAAAUUGGGAACGCCCGAUUUCCUGUUAAUUUAGGUUAGUGCUUAUGUCUAAAUUAAAGGUUAUGAUACACUUGUAAUGGACCUUGGUUAUCUGAGAUGUUUGUUUGUUCAGGAUACAGAUUAACUGGUGGUGGUGAUAGUGUGAGAGAGAGAGAGAGAGAGAGAGAGAGAGAGAGAGAGAGAGAGAGAGAGAGAGAGAGA
Molecule: messenger RNA, 3097 nt
Organism: Gigantopelta aegis
Lineage: Eukaryota; Metazoa; Mollusca; Gastropoda; Neomphalida; Peltospiridae
Product: DNA ligase 1-like
Exons: 8
Coding region: 747-2687 (646 amino acids)
Source: RefSeq, a predicted model, not a curated record